CUCUGCUCCUCUCUUCCAGUCCUCUCGUGCUUUACGGACCUUCCCGGUUGCCGUACGUGGAUGUUAAACAACAAACAUGGCGUCUUCAAUGUCACUGCUCGGCUUGGGGCGUUUAUCUUUGAGAAAUGCGGCUUCUAAAAUGCCAAUUAAUCCUAUCAGGUCUACAAGCACAUCAGUAUUGAGGUUGGCAGAGAAACCAGGACAAGACACGCAACUUAUCACAGUUGAUGAGAAGCUGGACAUCACCACUGUGACGGGGGUCCCAGAGGAGCACAUCAAAACCCGCAAGGUCCACAUCUUUGUGCCCGCCAAAACAGCCAUGCAGUCAGGCAUCAACAGCACCAAGAAGUGGAAGAUGGACUUUGACACUAGAGAACGCUGGGAGAACCCACUGAUGGGCUGGGCCUCAACGGCUGAUCCUCUGUCCAACAUGCUGCUCACCUUCUCCUCCAAGGAAGAUGCCAUUGCUUUUGCUGAGAAAAAUGGUUGGAGCUAUGACGUCACAGAGAAGAGGACCUCCAAGCCCCGGGUGAAAUCCUACGGAGCCAACUUCUCCUGGGACAAAAGGACCAGGAGGUCUGCAAAGUAAACUGAAGACAUACAUCUGUUGGUUGGCUUGACCUCUGCCUGUCCCAUCGCAGACCUGUAUCAUUCUUGUCAAUAAAUACAUAAUUAUAUAUGUGAAAACCAAA
Messenger RNA from Betta splendens (Siamese fighting fish), 692 nucleotides. It is a transcript of the gene ndufs4, whose product is annotated as NADH:ubiquinone oxidoreductase subunit S4. The record is from RefSeq and is a predicted model, not a curated record. The transcript has 5 exons. The coding region runs from base 77 to 589 and encodes 170 amino acids. Gene Ontology annotation, biological process: electron transport chain. Lineage: Eukaryota; Metazoa; Chordata; Actinopteri; Anabantiformes; Osphronemidae.